Molecule: messenger RNA, 1958 nt
Organism: Hevea brasiliensis (rubber tree)
Lineage: Eukaryota; Viridiplantae; Streptophyta; Magnoliopsida; Malpighiales; Euphorbiaceae
Exons: 11
Coding region: 236-1618 (460 amino acids)
Biological process (GO): activation of GTPase activity
Molecular function (GO): GTPase activator activity
Source: RefSeq, a predicted model, not a curated record
AGGAGAAAUUUCUUUUCUUUCUUGUUUGUUAUUACCGGUUAUCCUUGCUUUGAAGUUGACGCUAAUUUCUGUUUGUUGGGAGCUUUGGUCCCCUUUUGAACCUUCCAUUUCUUACAUAAACUCUCAUUUUGCGGGGGUCCAUCCAGCUCCUGGGCGCUGCUGGUUAAGGGUUUUUGGAGGCCUUUUUCCUUGGUUUGUUUUUUGGGUUUUGUAAUUCCAAAGUGUUUUUGUGUAAAUGUGGAGCACUGGAGAACCUGCUGAUUCUUACUACGCCGUCCGGCCUGAAUGCACGGAUGUUCCGAAAUCCCGAUUCAAAAUCAGGGCUGGUAAAACAUUAAGUGCAAGGAAAUGGCAGACUGCAUUUUCUCCAGAAGGGCAUCUAGACAUAGGCAAGACUUUAAGUCGAAUCCAGCGUGGGGGGAUCCAUCCAUCGAUUAGAGGGGAAGUUUGGGAAUUUUUACUUGGUUGUUAUGAUCCAAGGAGCACAUUUGAUGAACGAGAACAGAUGCGCCAGCGUAGAAGGACACAAUAUGCUAGGUGGAAGGAAGAGUGCAGCGAAAUAUUUCCUGUUGUUGGAAGUGGCCGGUAUAUUACAGCACCCGUAAUCACUGAAGAUGGUGAGCCCAUUCAGGAUCCGCUAGUAAUUUUAGAGACAAAUCAAGACAAAGGCUCAGCUUUACCUUCUGAACAUGGUAAUUCUGCUGGAGAUGGUAAUUCUGCUGAAGAUGCAUGUUCAUCAGAUGCAGAUGCCAUUGCUGCUACUUCUGAAAUUGUGAAAGAGCUUACUAGUCGUGGUCCUCUGGACAAGAAAGUAAUCCAGUGGUUGCUUACUUUACAUCAAAUAGGUCUGGAUGUGGUUCGAACUGACAGGACAUUGGUUUUCUAUGAGAACAAAGAAAACUUGUCAAAACUAUGGGAUAUUCUCGCUGUUUAUGCCUGGAUUGAUACUGAUGUUGGCUAUUGUCAAGGGAUGAGUGACCUUUGUUCCCCCAUGAUAAUGCUUCUUGAAGAUGAAGCUGAUGCAUUUUGGUGCUUUGAACGUCUGAUGCGUAGAUUGCGAGGAAAUUUCAGAUGCACUGAGAGCUCUGUUGGGGUGGAGACACAACUUUGUAAUUUAGCCGCAGUUACUCAAGUUAUUGAUCCAAAACUACAUCAGCAUUUAGAUGCACUUGGUGGAGGUGAUUAUUUAUUUGCUUUUAGGAUGCUCAUGGUUUUAUUCCGCCGAGAAUUCUCUUUUUGCGACUCACUCUACCUCUGGGAGAUGAUGUGGGCCCUAGAAUAUGACCCUGACUUGUUUGAUAUGUAUGAAGAGUCUGAUUCAGCUAGUGACAAAGCCGAGGGAUCUAAAGGAAGAGCCAAGUCAAUACGCCAUUAUGGGAAGUUUGAGAGGGAAAAUAUGAAAAAUGGGGCAGGAACAGAAGCCCCACUACCCAUCUCUGUUUUCCUUGUUGCUAGUGUCUUGAAAGAUAAGAGUGCAAAGCUGUUGACGGAAGCUCGAGGCCUGGAUGAUGUUGUUAAGAUACUGAAUGACAUGACUGGAAAUUUAGAUGCCAAAAAAGCAUGCAGCGGGGCAAUGAAACUUCACAAGAAAUACUUAAAGAAGGCCAAGAAGACUUAGCAUAUGAUGAAAGACAUGAUUUUUUUUUUCCCUUUUUUUUUUUUGUUGCUGUGGUCGAGACACGUAUACGAUGCUGCUACAUUGUGUUUCUUGAUUUGGCAAGUGACAGUAACUCACAAAUCUUUGGUUGGAGAUUACAGAAUUGUACAAUCCCCUAAAGCCUACAGAAAGGAAAUUGUUGUACGUGAAAUCAAUCUUAAUUUUCCUCUUCCUCGUUAGUUAUGUAUCCAAAUUAAGCAUCCUUAUUCUUUGGAAUUUCCUAUGCAAUUCCAUGUUGUAUUACUUCUGAUAUUGUUUAUUAUCAUCCAAUGAAAUAGAAAGAAAAACAUUUUGCUUACUA